Messenger RNA from Cicer arietinum (chickpea), 387 nucleotides. RefSeq lists its product as uncharacterized. The record is from RefSeq and is a predicted model, not a curated record. Lineage: Eukaryota; Viridiplantae; Streptophyta; Magnoliopsida; Fabales; Fabaceae.
AUGAAGGAGUUUCCUUCUUGUUUUGGAGAAAAUGGUGUUCAGGUUGCUGAUUCAUCAAAUACCACAACAAGAGCACCUCAAAAUGCUGUUACUUGUGUUUAUCAAUGCAGAUUAAGAGACCAUUCUUGUUUGAUCACAGUUUCAUGGACAAAAACUCUGUUGGGUCAAGGCCUAAGUGUUGGAAUUGAUGAUUUGAUCAACCAUUGUCUCUGCAAAGGUGAAAAAAAGCCAUGGUUGUUCUCAAAGAGAAAAGGGUCAAAGAAUUUAGAGGUUCAAUUUGGCAAAGUCAAGAUCUUUUGGGACUUCAGUUUUGCUAAAUUUGGUUUUGGGCCUGAACCACUAGAGGUGAACUUUCUGUUAAAUAAAAAUGCAUAUUUAAUUCUUUAA